AUAGCUCAAUCAUCAGUUUCACUUUCAACCAACCUGAAGUAGUGCUCAGCAAACCACAUCCAAUCCACUAUGAAGGCCGUUUUUGUAUUCACCGCUCUGGUGGCAAUCACCACCGCUUCCUAUAUCCCUGUUGAAGCGUCAACCAAAAGCCUCAAAGACGACUUCCAAGACUUCGUCAACCUGCUGCCGGUGGACAAACUCACCGAUCUGGUCGUACGCUACUUAACCACUGACAAGGAAUUUCAGGAAGCGUUCGCCUAUCUGCAGGGUAAGGAGUUCGCCGCCGUUUGGGAUCAGUUGUUCGCCCUGAAGGAAGUCAAGGAAGUGCUGAACUACUUGGAAGAUGCUGGUUUGGAAGUUUAUGAGCUGCUUAAUCAGGUUGCCGAUUUCCUGGGACUGAAUCACGUCAAGCCGACGAAAGGAGUUAAGAGCUUAAAAGCCGGAGGAUUGAGCGGAUUUGUCGAUGAGGCUCUUGCUCUGCUGCCCCUGAAGGAACUGAAGGCUCUCUUUGAAGAGAAACUGAAGACCAGCCCUGAAUUCAAGGCGUUCUUUGACAAGCUGUCUAGCACUGACUUCCAGAAGUUGGUUGACUUCUACCAGAACUCCAAGGAAGCUCAAGCUUUGGUCCAGAAGCUGCGUGAUCAUGGAGUCGAUGUAGACAAGUUCUUCGAACUGGUCGCUGGAUUCUUCGGAUGGGGUUUGUAAGUGAGACUUUGUGUACUGUUAGAACGUGAUGGUUGCUAAUCAAUAAAACGAAGUUUAUAUUUAACCUCUAA
Molecule: messenger RNA, 776 nt
Organism: Aedes aegypti (yellow fever mosquito)
Lineage: Eukaryota; Metazoa; Arthropoda; Insecta; Diptera; Culicidae
Product: protein G12
Exons: 3
Coding region: 70-705 (211 amino acids)
Source: RefSeq, a predicted model, not a curated record